Molecule: messenger RNA, 3227 nt
Organism: Ceratina calcarata
Lineage: Eukaryota; Metazoa; Arthropoda; Insecta; Hymenoptera; Apidae
Product: lachesin
Exons: 8
Coding region: 453-1613 (386 amino acids)
Cellular component (GO): neuron projection
Source: RefSeq, a predicted model, not a curated record
GAAUUUCUAGCACUCCUGGAGAACCAUACGGUCAUUCAAGGUCGUGACGUCUCCUUCACUUGCGUCGUUAAUCAUCUUCAAUCUUACAAGGUAACGAGGGAAGCGUAACAAGAACGAUUCCUUAAAUGCGGCUGAUCUAACGGGCGCAGGUUUAACUGUCUAAUCAAGAAAGUAACCAAGGCGCCUCGCAGCGUUCAAUAGACACUAAAGCGGCAACAUCCGGCGAUCAGUCUUGGUAGAUUCAAGCGAGAAGCGCAUUAUUCUUAUUGCACCCUCCAUCCUCCCGGAACCUCUCAGGAUGUAUUACCGGCACGUAGAUAUACGUAUGCAUUGUAUUCCUCUCGCUCUCAGCUUCAGACAGACAGAACCAACAAGUAUCAUCCAUAAUAAACUAAUUCUGGGAUACAGCGAUAUAACACAGAUACAUAUAAGGGGCGAACGGUGUCGCUUGGAUGAAGUCCGACUCCAAAGCUAUCCUGGCCAUUCAUACGCACAUGGUCGCUCAAAAUCCACGGUUGUCUGUCACUCACAACGGACAUAACACAUGGAAACUGCACGUGACCAACGUCCAACCGAACGAUUCUGGCACGUACAUGUGUCAAGUUAAUACAGAUCCCAUGAGAAGUCAGACGGGACACAUGAAAGUGGUGAUACCACCGGACAUCGUCGAUUUAGACGGUUCUGCCGAUCUAACGGCCGAAGAGAAUAGUGAUUUGCGAUUGAGGUGUCGAGCCACGGGAACGCCGCAGCCAGUAAUCACCUGGAAGCGGGAAGAUGGACGGAAUAUUACUCUGAGAACCGAGCACAGUGUCCAACGAGUAAAGUCGUACGAAGGGGAGGAGCUUCGCCUGACGGGUAUACUACGGCAGGAGAUGGGCUCUUAUCUUUGCAUCGCGUCGAACGGUGUGCCGCCGACGGUCAGCAAACGGUAUUACGUGAACGUGCGAUUUAAACCGCUGAUUAAAGUCCCGAACCAAUUAGUCGCGGCACCUGUCGACAGUGAUGUUGUUCUUCACUGUUACGUCGAAUCUUGGCCAAAGGCGCUGAAUACAUGGUACAGAAACAAUGGUUUCAAAUUGUUAUCGGAUGAGAAACAUGAUUUAACAGAGACGCCGUUGAGCGAUUACGCGUAUCAGUUGAACCUGACCAUCAGGAGAUUAAACAGGGAUGACUUCGGCAGCUAUACCUGCGCGGCGGAAAAUCUGCUCGGUAAAGCUGAAGGAACGAUAAGACUGCAAGAGUUGCAUUUAAUAAGGACUACCUCAGAACCUGCUCGACACCAUACAGAAUUCAUCAACAUCAACAGGUACAAUCCGACGAAACCAAAGGGGAAGCUCUAUUUCGAAUGGGGUGAUGGCUCGCUGUCGAAAAACAGGGGAAAAAUGGGUCACACUUCGUCCGUGUUAAGAAGAAACAGUUCGAACGCGUUGAUGGAUGACACGGUGAAAAAAUCAAAAGCUUCAUCAUAUCCGGCACCGGCACCUGCGCCAGCGCAUUUCGCUCCGACUCAACAGAACGUUCGGAACAGCGUCACGUCGCUGCGACGACACUCGCGAUUAAACCGCGUAGGAUUAAUGCUCGCUUUCCUAGUGAUAGUGAUCUAUAGCUCGUAAAACGGCUGUAUCGAAUGUACGAUAAGAGUACAAAUCACGUUCCAUCGUAGGGAUUCGAGAGAAGAGAACGAAAAAAAAUCUGUAUCUCCUGAGGAGCUCGUUCCACCUCAAUUAGCAUUCGUCGAAUUUUACGUUGAAAAGCCCGGAUUCCUCGAAAACGUUUUCAUGGUCUUCCUCUUCCUAUCAUUCUUCCUUUCCUUUCAUCUACAUUGAGAAAUCGUCAGCGACGCUUCUACCGUGUAGUAAAGUGCACGCACAAUACCCCGGACUAUACUAUAUAGAUGUUGUUCACGCGUAUGACCGUGUAAAACGCAUAUCAUACCGGUGUAUGUCGUUCUAUGGUGUACAUAACGAAAUGGUUUUUAUGACAAUAAACUGUAGCUGUAUACGACAAGUCGAUAAAACAAUCAUCGAUCACCGAUAAGUCACUCGCGAACCGUUGCUACCGGAUGAACGCGAAAGGGAACGUUGUGUACCUUUAACGAACCGAUGGAUUUGUAACUUGAUCUCUUGGAUCAUAUCCCAUUAUCGCAAAACAGGGAUGUUAAUUCUCGAACCGGAUGAAAACGUACAGGUAGUAGUCCAGCAAAAUACUUUUCACGCGAUUUUGUUAUAAUUUUGACCAAGUCUUAGUAACAACAUUAUUUACCACUAGCUAAAAUUUUAAGAACCUACCGCCUAGCGGUACAGUUUGAGAGGUAUCAAUCAUUAAAGUUUUGAUAUUUUUAACGGGAUCCCUAUGUUAGGUAAAGUUUAAAGCAACGGUUGAUGUAUUGCAGCUAAACGCGUCUCACCAUUUUUUCAAAGAACUAAUAUGUUAUAAAGGAUGUUGAUAUUGAAUUAUAUUAAAAAAAUAAAUUAUCUCAGCGGUAUCGUUUAAGAACUUGUAAAGCACAGAACUUUGUACGAAUUUCUAGCAGAAGAUACACGAGCGAAAUGAUAGUAAGUAAAUCUGGCAAUACUGAACUCGAAGAAUAUCAGUUCUGCCGUGUGUUGAGAGAGUGCGAGAAUACGCACGCAGCAAUCACUAUACGUGUAUAAAGAAUGCAAUAUUGCCAAACUUCCAUGCUCUCGACACUUUGUCAGUAUUGGUGUAUACAUACAUAACUUAUGGUGAAUGUGUACAUACAAUCAGGUUGAAUACUUUCUUGCCCACCGUGUGAGAAACGACAGCAACAAGCAAACGCUACUACAGGGUAGUAAUUUUUGAGUAGGAACGUAGCUGGACUACUACCUUCACCUUAAUGAACCGAUAGAUUUGUAACUCGAUCUCCCGCAUCAUAUCGCAUUAUCGCAAAACAGGGAUGUACAGUUAAUUCUCGAACCGGAUGAGAACGUUAAUCGUUCAUGUGGAUAUCUUGCGCGCGUGCAUGUUGAUGAAAACUGUUGAGAGGAACGAAGUCGAAUUGUUCGUUGCCUUUCCACAAAUUCGUUAGAUUAAUCGGUUGUUCAGGGCUGAAUGCGAUCGAACGAACGAACGUGUCCCACUGUCACGCACUCGAUCACCGGUUCAUGAACGUACUCAUUACCAAUGAAUGUAUUGUUUAUUGAUGUUAACGUCUGAGUUGUGUAUCCGUGUAUAUAUGUAUGACAAUAAACGUUGUUUUUACCAUA